Molecule: messenger RNA, 1258 nt
Organism: Salvia splendens (bonfire salvia)
Lineage: Eukaryota; Viridiplantae; Streptophyta; Magnoliopsida; Lamiales; Lamiaceae
Product: U-box domain-containing protein 9
Exons: 2
Coding region: 422-1093 (223 amino acids)
Source: RefSeq, a predicted model, not a curated record
UUCCACCGCCAUAUUCUCUACAUGUAUAAAACUGGUAGCAUGUAGCCACAACAUCCCAUAUAUCGCCAGAAAGAAUACGGAUGAACUAAUUUUUAUAGUUUUUACAUUCUUCUGGAGAGCCAAUUUAAGCGAUUGUGAAUGUCGAUUGAGGCAUGGAUUAGAUUGGGGAAUGUUACAUCGCCUCUAUCGCUCACGAAACUAUCGGGUUUUGAUCUCACUCCCAACGCCCUGAUCUGCAUCACAAUUAACAACCUGGUGUGAAAAUCGUGGAAUCAAGCUACUUGGAAGGGAAUUUGGAGGAAGGGGGUGAAGGAGUAGAUUUUAACUUAGUUGAAGAACUACUGGAUCAAUAGUAUCGUCAUCAUCCCCGGCAGCCGCGAAGAAGCUGUGUAUAUUGACAAAACAGCAUCCUUCUGUCCAGAUGCCUGAAACUGCAGUGCCAUGGCUAAUGACUGCCCUCUAUCGAGCCGAACAACCAGGCUUACGGAACGACAUCAUCUCUGUGGUCUCGCGCACUGCAGAGUCGCCUAGCGUGAUCAACUUGCUUGUCAAUCAUGUGAGGCUGUGGAAGGGAGAUGUGCAGGCUAGGGCUAAUGCAGCUGCAGCCCUUAAUGCAUUGUCUCUCGUUGACUCAAAUAAGGCGCUGAUAGGGGGAUACGGUGGAUUGGUGGCCCUCAUCUCUCUGUUGGAGAAAGGGGAGGAGUUGGAAAUGAAAGAAGCCGCCUCUGCAGUUCAUAGUCUCUGCACCCUCCCUUUGAAUAAGGAGAGAGCCAUCGGAUAUGGUGGAGUUCGAGUGGUCAUGGAGAAAAUAGAGGAAGGAGUGCUUGUUAGUGAGAUGGUGGAGAUACUUGCCUUGUUUGCUACGGAUGACGGGGCAGUUACACGGAUGAACAACCUCGGUGCAGUCAACUGCCUGUUCAAGAUCAUUAAGGAGAAACCUAAUCCGCGGUGUAAGGACUAUUGUGUGGCUAUCUUGAGCGCAAUCAGCUACAGUGAUCGGGUCUCGUGGAAGGAGGUCAAAAGACAGGAAAGAGAGCGCCAAAGCUCGUGCCAGAAGGCACUCCUAUGGCCGGCUGCAUUCUUGCGAAGCUGAAAAGGUCUGGCCUCGGCUUCUUCUAGGUGUUAUCAAUUCAUUACAGGGGCAUGUUUUUUUCAGCUUGAGAACAAGUUUACUGGUGCACAUAUUGUUUUGUUCCUGGAUAAAUAAUGUACUGAUUGAGAAUUGAAAUUGAGCAUGUUGUCAAAUUUUUGUUUAAAA